Messenger RNA from Salvia splendens (bonfire salvia), 810 nucleotides. RefSeq lists its product as uncharacterized. The record is from RefSeq and is a predicted model, not a curated record. NCBI's taxonomy places the organism in Eukaryota, Viridiplantae, Streptophyta, Magnoliopsida, Lamiales, Lamiaceae. Bases 1 to 810 code for a protein of 269 amino acids. The transcript has a single exon. Gene Ontology annotation, molecular function: aspartic-type endopeptidase activity; nucleic acid binding; zinc ion binding. Gene Ontology annotation, biological process: proteolysis.
AUGUCCGGACCCAUUCCGUGUCCCAGAUGCAAUCGGCUGCAUAGGGGCAUCUGCAAGGCAGGAACUGAUACCUGCUUCAACUGCGGAAGAGCUGGACACUUUGCUAAGAACUACCCAAGCAAGAACCCAGGGAUGGGAGCAAAACCUCACCCGUCAGCUCAGCACCCACAAUUGCGCGCAAUGAAUUUCCAAUAUAGAUCAAAUUCACAGCAGACACCAAGGAAUCAGCAGCAGAGGCCGAAACUCCCAACACAAGCUCAAGCUUAUGCGAUGAGGCAGGAGCAGCCAGAGGUGAACCAGGGGAAUUUGGUAGGCAUGAGUAAGCUUUUCAACACACCCGUUAUGCUUCUGUUUGAUACUGGCGCUUCACAUUCUUUUAUAUCUACUCAUUGUGUAACUACUCUGAAACUCGAUACAAAAGAAUCUGAACAUAGGAUGGAAGUAGUUUCCCCAGUAGGAGGACAGAUAGAAAUAUCUCGUACUUGCUCGAACUUAGAAAUCACUCUGGGCGAACUUAAGGUUAUAGCAAACAAUCUCAGUGUUAUGAUCAUGUGGGAUGUAGACAUAAUCUUAGGAAUGGACUGGCUGGCUGAAAACCAUGCCACCAUCUUAUGCAAGGAAAGACAAAUUUCCUUUAAAACCCCUGAAGGUGAAGCUACUCGCUUUCACGGAAUCUCCAUGGGAACCCGAAAGUCUGUAAUCUCAAUGCUGCAAGCCAACAAGUUGAUAAAGAAGGGAUGCCCGGCAUACCUUGUUUACCGGAUGUAUUCCCUGACACUCUACCUGGUCUACCGCCAGACCGACAAGUAG